AACACUAUUCAAGCGGAACCUUUGAAAGGAGCAGCAUGUUGUCGGCGGAAUGGGAUAGCGGCUGCACGACGUGUUGUGUUUAGCGUUCGCGCUCAAGAGCUGUUGGUGGGAUGUGCCUUGCUGCUUCAGUGGUAACGUUAAUGCCUUUCCAUUGGAAAUAAAAUGAGUGAGUUCCGAAUACAUCAUGAUGUCAACGAGCUGCUCAGUUUGCUCCACGUACGAGGAGGCGAUGGAGCAGAAGUGUACAUCGACUUACUGCAGAAAAACAGGACUCCUUAUGUUACCACCACGGUGUCGGCGCACAGCGCGAAGGUGAAAAUUGCAGAGUUUUCUAAAUCCCCGGAUGACUUCUUGAGGAAGUAUGAGGAAAUGAAGUCGAAGAACGUCCGCAACCUUGAUCCCCUGGUUUACUUAUUGUCAAAACUCACAGAGGAUAAAGAGACCCUGCAUUGCCUGCAGCAAAAUGCGAAGGAGAGAUCGGAGACAUCCUCCAACGCUACAGCCAGCAGUAGCACAAAUUUCACCAUACCGUCAACCUCUACCAAGAUGUCCAUGCAGGAGCUAGAGGAGCUACGGAAGAAGCUCGGAACUGUCACUGCCAGCUCAACAGUCCAGCAGUCGGCUGAAGUCACCCGAAAGAUGUUGAGGGAAAGGCACAAUAAGAAGAACCCCACCAUGCUGAAUCCCGUAUUUCCGAACUGGGUUUAUGAAAGACCUGCACUUAUCGGGGAUUUCCUUACUGGCGUGCCUGCAGUCGUCGAUCCAGCUCAUGCUGUAGGUACCAUGCCGCUGCCGGCCCAGGAGCAGGCGCUGGUUGAAGACCUGUUAUAUGUUCUGCUAGGAGUUGACGGGAGGGACGUCGUAGCACAGCCCAUGUUGGGUCGACAGACCCGUUCCUUCAUCAUCGAUCCAACCUUAGACAUGUCGGUCAAGGAGCUUGUGAACAGGAUCUUGCCAGUUGCAGCCAGCUACUCCACGAUUACCCGCUUUAUAGAGGAGAAGUCGUCUUUCGAGUACGGCCAGGUGAAUCAUGCCCUCACAGCCGCCAUGAGGACACUGAUGAAGGAGUACCUGAUUCUGGUAACGCAGCUAGAGCACCUGCACAGGCAGGGAUUGCUCUCGCUUCAGAAGAUGUGGUUUUAUAUUCAGCCAACCAUGAGAACCAUGGAGAUCCUCGCCUCGAUUGCCUCCUCUGUUGACAAAGGAGACUGCAUGGGAGGGGCUACAUUAAGCCUCCUCCAUGACCGCACAUUCAACUACACCGGAGACAAUCAAGCCCAAGAGCUGUGUCUAUACCUCACGAAAGCAGCUAGCGUCCCUUACUUCGAGAUACUCGAGAAGUGGAUCUACAGGGGCAUCAUUAAAGACCCAUACAGUGAAUUUAUGGUGGAGGAGCAUGAGCUUCAGAAGGAGAAGAUUCAGGAGGACUAUAACGAUAAGUACUGGGAUCAGCGGUACACGAUCGUGCAGCACAGAAUCCCAUCCUUCCUCCAGAAGAUGGCCGACAAAAUAUUAAGCACUGGGAAGUAUCUGAAUGUGGUGAGGGAGUGUGGUCGAGAUGUGACGUGCCCGGAUGCCAAAGAGGUCCUGUACACUCUGAAAGAAAGAGCCUACGUUGAGCAGAUUGAAAAGGCCUACAAUUAUGCCAGCAAGGUCCUCCUCAACUUCCUGAUGGAAGAGAAGGAGCUGGUGACAAGACUCAGAUCGAUUAAGCACUACUUCCUAAUGGACAAGGGAGACUUUUUUGUUCAUUUUAUGGACCUGACUGAGGAGGAGCUGAAAAAACAAGUGGAUGACAUCAUUCCACCCAGACUGGAAGCCUUGCUGGAGCUCGCUCUGAGGAUGAGCACUGCAAACACCGACCCAUUUAAAGAUGACCUAAAGAUCGACUUGAUGCCUCAUGACGUCAUCACACAACUCUUGCGGGUCCUGGCCAUCGAGACGAAGCAGGAGAAGGCGAUUAUCAACGCCGACCCGACGGAUGUCGCUCUCAGUGGCCUGGAGGCCUUUUCGUUCGAUUACAUUGUCAAAUGGCCAUUGUCGCUCAUCAUCAACAGGAAGGCCCUGACCAGAUAUCAGAUGUUGUUCCGGCACAUGUUUUACUGUAAGCAUGUGGAAAGACUGUUGUGCAAUGUGUGGAUUAGCAACAAAGCAGCUAACCAGUAUUCUCUUCACUCAGCCAAGUGGUUUGCUGCAGCCUUCGCGCUAAGACAGCGGAUGCUGAACUUUGUGCAGAACAUUCAGUAUUACAUGAUGUUUGAAGUCAUGGAGCCAACGUGGCACGUUAUGGAAAACAACCUAAAAUCUGCGUCAAACAUCGAUGACGUCCUGUGCCAUCAUACCAGCUUUCUGGAUAACUGCCUCAAAGACUGCAUGUUGACCAAUCCCGAGCUCCUCAAGAUCUUCUCAAAGCUAAUGUCUGUGUGUGUCAUGUUCACAAACUGCAUGCAGCGGUUCACUCAGAGCAUGAGGGUGGACAGCGAAAUGAAACGGCUCACUCUUGAGCAUGGCACGAUGGACGGCCCCCCCACAAAGAAUGAACGCACUGAAGAGGCAGAGAAGAAAAGACUCACCUCAAAGUUCUUGGCAGAGCAUGUCGAUGCUCUACAGUCCGACUCUGGUUUCGAAGCGACGAUUAGCAAGUUUGACUCUAACUUCAGUAGCUUGUUGCUGGACCUGUUGGAUAAACUGAGCAUAUACAGCACUAAUGACUGUGAGCACAGUAUGAUCAACAUAAUCUACAGGCUGGAUUUCAAUGGAUUCUACACAGAACGCUUAGAGCGAAUGGCCAUUGAGCGAAGUCAGAAGGCAGCUGCUUAGCUUAGUAUGCAACCUCCAUGAAGUCUGCUGAUUGAGUGUUUCGAAAAUAUUUGUGUGUCCUACCCAAACCUCUACUUUUAUAGUUAACUUCGUAAGUCAAGCUUAGCUAUUGAGCAUGAAUUGUGAUUUAAAAGAGACUUUUAUCGAUAUUGAAAUAUGGAUCAUACAUGUUGUUUCAGAUUAAGGACAUUGUGGUAUAAGAAUUUAUUGCGCUACUCUGGCUUAAAUAAGCAGCCCAGAAUAUCAAUGCCAGUGUGGACCUGGAUGCUUGAGUAAUUUCUGUAUUAAUUGUCAUUAAAGUAUAAAACUGUUUAAUUACAA
Messenger RNA from Brienomyrus brachyistius, 3141 nucleotides. It is a transcript of the gene tubgcp2, whose product is annotated as tubulin, gamma complex associated protein 2. Lineage: Eukaryota; Metazoa; Chordata; Actinopteri; Osteoglossiformes; Mormyridae. The transcript is spliced from 18 exons. Bases 163 to 2820 code for a protein of 885 amino acids. Gene Ontology annotation, cellular component: spindle pole; centrosome; gamma-tubulin small complex. Gene Ontology annotation, biological process: mitotic cell cycle; microtubule nucleation; meiotic cell cycle. The record is from RefSeq and is a predicted model, not a curated record. Gene Ontology annotation, molecular function: microtubule minus-end binding; gamma-tubulin binding.